Messenger RNA from Suricata suricatta (meerkat), 7227 nucleotides. It is a transcript of the gene REPS2, whose product is annotated as RALBP1 associated Eps domain containing 2. Gene Ontology annotation, cellular component: plasma membrane; cytoplasm. Gene Ontology annotation, molecular function: calcium ion binding; protein binding. Lineage: Eukaryota; Metazoa; Chordata; Mammalia; Carnivora; Herpestidae. The record is from RefSeq and is a predicted model, not a curated record. Gene Ontology annotation, biological process: endosomal transport; endocytosis. The coding region runs from base 1 to 1806 and encodes 601 amino acids. The transcript is spliced from 19 exons.
AUGGACCCCAAACAAGCCGUCAGGGCCGUCCCCGGCCCGGCCACUGCAGCCGCGGGCCCUGUGGCCGACCUGUUCCGAGCGUCACAGCUGCCCGCAGAGACGUUGCACCAGAUCACAGAACUGUGUGGUGCAAAGCGGGUUGUUUAUUUUGGUCCAACACAGUUUUACAUUGCCUUAAAAUUGAUUGCUGCAGCACAGUCUGGCCUCCCUGUACGGAUAGAGAAUAUUAAAUGUGAACUGCCACUGCCUCGCUUUAUGAUGUCAAAGACCGAAGCUGAGAUACGAUUUGGGAACCCGGCUGAACUGCAUGGAACUAAGGUUCAGAUUCCAUAUUUAAUCUCAGAAAAAAAUACGUUCAAAAGAAUGGAUGAUGAGGAUAAACAGCAGGAAACACAGUCUCCCACGAUGUCACCCCUGGCCUCCCCUCCUACUUCCCCGCCUCAUUACCAGAGGGUGCCCUUGAGCCAUGCCUACGGCAAACUGCGGAGCAGCUCGGAGCAGAUGCAACCAGCUCCUUAUGAAGCUAGACAGCCCCUUGUCCCACCUGAAGGACCCUUGUCGGGGGCCCCAGGAGCCAAGCCCCUUCGCCAUCAGGCUUCCCUUAUUCGGUCCUUUUCCGUGGAGAGAGAACCACAGGAUAACAGCAGUAAUUACCCAGAUGAACCCUGGAGGAUAACGGAAGAACAGCGCGAGUACUAUGUCAAUCAGUUCCGAUCCCUUCAGCCUGACCCGAGUUCCUUCAUUUCAGGUUCUGUGGCCAAGAACUUCUUCACCAAAUCAAAGCUUUCUAUUCCGGAACUCUCCUACAUAUGGGAACUGAGCGAUGCCGACUGUGAUGGAGCCCUGACCCUGCCUGAGUUCUGUGCUGCGUUUCAUCUUGUUGUGGCCCGGAAAAACGGCUACCCGCUGCCCGAGGGCUUGCCUCCGACUCUGCAGACAGACUACCUGCAAGCAGCUUUUCCUAAGCCCAAGUGGGAGUGUGCGUUAUUUGAUUCUUAUUCUGAGUCAAUGCCUGCAAACCAACAACCUCGUGACUUGAAUCGGAUGGAGAAGCUAUCUAUUAAAGACAUGGCUGACUUUCCUGUCCCAACCCAAGAUGUGACUAGUGAUGACAAGCAAGGUUUGAAAAGUUCUACAGAUGAAGCAUUACCAAAGGACACAUCUGAGGACCAAGCCGCAUCUAAGGAUUCCAACAGCCUCAAAGCAAGACCAAGAUCCAGAUCUUACUCUAGCACCUCCAUAGAAGAGGCCAUGAAAAGGGGCGAGGACCCUCCCACCCCGCCACCGCGGCCACAGAAAACCCACUCCAGAGCCUCCUCCUUGGAUCUGAAUAAAGUCUUCCAGCCCACUGUGCCAGCUACUAAGUCAGGAUUGUUACCACCACCACCUGCGCUCCCUCCAAGACCUUGUCCAUCACAGUCUGAACAAGCGUCUGAGGCUGAGAUACACCCCCAGCUGAAUAGAGCCCCCUCCCAAGCUGCUGAGAGUAGUCCAGCGAGGAAGCCUCCAUCAAAGCCCAUCCGAAGGAAAUUUCGACCUGAAAACUCAGCUACAGAAAACCAAGAGACUUCUACCACCGUUGGCGGGCCAGCAUCAGCAGCAACUGUGAAACCACAUGCGGCAGUCCAAAAACAGUCUUCCAAACAGAAGAAGGCUAUUCAGACUGCCAUCCGCAAAAAUAAAGAGAUAAACGCAGUGCUGGCCCGGUUGAACAGUGAACUCCAGCAGCAGCUCAAGGAGGCUCAUCAAGAACGGAUUGCAUUGGAAAGCCAAUUGGAACAGCUUCGUCCCGUCACUGUGUUGUAAUCCCCAAGAUUCAAGUAACAAUGGGCGACUUUUUCUGCCAAGAUCUUUCCUUUGAAUGUUUCAACCCAACUACUUGUCAUAGAUGUCCAAGACUCUGUGAAAAGCUGUGAGCAGCAGAAUAUAAUCCAUAUUUCCUUUUCUCUUAUAGUUCACUUGUACGUUUUACUCUGGUGGAAAAAAUACAAUCGGUUAUCACACUUGAAAUUGUGAUUAUCAGUGGAAUUUAUCUCCCAUUCUUAAGUGCUUCCUCAAGUUGUUAGAUGUUGCUCCUUACCAAAAACCAAUCUUCUAGCAAAUGAAAACAAGUUAGAGCAUUAUUUAUUUAAAGAAUUUUUGAUUUGUAUAAAACCUCAUAACGUGGUACCUUCUGUUUUGUUUUUGUAUGUAUAUCAAAUACAGUAGGUUGGUUUCCUGAAUAAUUGGGAUUCCAACUGGAUAAUCUUUGGCAUGAUGAUAAAAACUACAACUAAAACAAGAGCAUCAGAUUUAGAUUGGCACUGUGCCCUCCACCACCAUACGCCAGAAACUGCUUCUCUAGUGCCAUUUUGACAUUAUAUCUAGCUAUAAAUAUUACAUAACUAUUGUUUUCUGUUGAAUGGCAGAGAUUUAUUGGGUCUUUGCACCUCUGUAAAGUGCAAGUUUUGUCAGUGAUCUAUUUAACUUGGCCCAGCUAGGCCGUCAACUCACAGAACUCAGCCCUUUCAUGUAAAUUUUUGGGCAAGAGCAAUCUGCUUUUUUAACUGCCUCACCCGAUCAAACUGAACAAAUAGUUGCCAGAUCUCUACUUUUAUCCUGCAUGGGAUAACAUAUCUGUAAAUGCAUGUAUCUGGAAACUGCCUAUCAGAUGUGAGAGGUUGAAGAGAUUGUUUGGACUCAUAAAUAUUUUUUGCUUGAACCCAGGUAUUCAACCCGGGGAAGAAGGGGAACUGGUUGUUACCGCAGUCCGACAACUCUGGUAGUUAUUUUUGUCUCUUAUUUUAACCCGGAUUCUGAUUCUAUUGAGUACGAAGAAAUAAUGAACGAAAACCCAUCUUCACUCUGGACGUACAACUGUCCGUUCUGUGCAAAGUGUCCUCUGGGGGAGUGGUUGGUUUAUGUACCAUCCAGCAGGGCCAAACGGACUCCUUUGAAUGUGAUGUAAAACCAUGAGCUCAUACUGCAGAAGCCAAUGUGCUGUAGAAACUUUGUCACCUGCUCCCCCUGAAAGCUCAAGUUGAAAGUGGGAAUUGAUUGACCCUCACAGGGGUCAGGGCAUGCCUGCUUUAUCAUCACUUGGAGAGACUGAUUACAAGAAAUACUGUCUCUUGUGCAUUUUACUAAUUUACCCAUUUUUACAACAGAGGGGUGGGGUGUGUCUCUGGUCCUUUCUGAAGUGCUUUAGGUUAGAUAGGUUUGCAGUAUGUGGGGUCAAAACUCUGGUCUCAGUAGGUUGAUGGCUCUUAGAAUAAGUAGGUGUUUAUUUAAUGCUUCCAUAUUUUGUUUGCAAGCUUUAUCAAUAGCUUAAUGACAGAAGAGAAAGGCUCAAACAGAUGAUGUUUUCCCAAAGAAAACAACUUGGUGGUUCUAUUUUGUGCAUGUUAAAGGAUUUUGAAUUGAUUUGGUUUUAAAAAUCAAAAAUCUUGAACUGUUUGUCUAUUUUCCCUUUCCUUCCCUUUUGGUUGCCUUUUCUGUCCCUCUGGAAGGAGUUUGGAGUCAUUUUGAAACCAUUCCUAAGAUUAUAAAUGGGUGGUGCAAAGAUUUUAGGUAACCUCUUUGCCCAUGUCCUGAGACCUGGGGGCUGUAAUGAAUUUUAUCAACAGCUGUCCUCAUUGCAGACAUUUCACAGCAUUUUUACCGUUUGUAAUAUUCCAUCCAGGAAAGACUAACAUUUGCCCUUUAUCUGAUAAUCUUCCAGGACAUACACACUCACUCGAGAUAGCGCUGCACAGCCACUAAGCGUGUUGGUGAUUUAUUGUAAGAAUGUUGGUCUUUAUUAUACUUUAUUAUACUUUUAAGAGAUACUGAGAUGUUUUUCCCCUGUAAGGGUGAGUGAGACAAAUUAGGAUGUUGGGGUUUUGUUUAUUUGGCUUGGUUUUCAUUAAAGGAACAAACUCACAUUGGACAGUUAAAGCUCCAUGAGUCGCAUAGUGUCCCCCAUAUUUUAAGAUGAGUGGUGCAUUAAAGCCCACGUCAAUGAUGUCUGUGCCCAACUUUCUUGACUGCAUUUAACAGGGACCACAGUUUAUUACUUGCUUAAAAAAGAAAGCAAAUGCACACUAUUAUGAUUACUUGACUAGUGCUCAUUUUUUGUUCUUCUGUUUUCUUAGGAUAUGUACUUUUAAUUUAGGAUUAUAACUCCUGUUAAUGUUUCUGUGAGCCUUUAAUGUGAUUUGUAGGAAGGUUGAGUUACUGAAAUCACCGUUAGCCCUCUUCUAUAAAAGUACUCCCAAAUUAGACCUGCUUGUUGGGCAGAAUUCAGUGGACAGAACGUUGGUGUUGGCUUCGUCUAUGGAGGUCUAAUAAGCUUGUUGUUGAGUGGUCCUCCUCCACAGGGUCGUGGAGGCCCAAAACAAAGCACAGCAGGAAUUGACAGCAGGCUUACUGGUACCCAUGUGUCCCUCAUCUGUGGCCUACUACUUUUGCCACCUCCCUGUCCAGCAGACAUGAAGCCGAAGCAAAAGGUAGCUAUCUGGAAUGGAAGUGCGUGGUGUAAUCGAGGCAGAUACUUGCAUUUGCUUUAGUUGGAAAGAUCUAGCCACUUUAUAAAUAUUAGAGAGGUGCUUUGGGCCUGAUCGGGAUAGGAGACAUCGUAGCUGGAAGUCCAUUUACUCUCAUUGGAGAAUCGGAUAUCCGAGAGGAGAGGUCCUGCACCUGUCUUCUGCAGGUUGCUCGUGGGGAAGCCACACUUUCUAGCCUGAGAAUCCAAAGGAGGAGGUAACUAGUGGCAGAGUUGGGAUGCCAGCUGAUCUUGGGGACUCUAAGUCAAGUCCUCUACCCUCAAGCAGUACUCAAAAUAGAUUAGAAGGGUUUCUUCUAUUUACCAUGUUGAAUUUUAUUUACUUAGUAGGUUUUAAAGCAUGCAAACAUGUUUCAGUGAGUUUUAGAUCUAGAUAUUUCUCUUGGAUUGAAGCAAAAAAUAAAAUUUGAAGGGAAAGAGUAUGAUUGAACUAUUUGUUCUUCUGAACACCUCACCUUUCAUGAUGCAAUAAAUUACUGUGAGUUUCUUGGCAGAACUUUUGACAGCUGUUGCUCUGAAUAUAUUCCAUUCCUGUAUUCCUUAUGGGAGUUUGUUUUUAAAAUAGACUACUGCGAUUGAAAUGAAUUCAAUAUGUAGUAACUUACAGUCGUCUUCGAUGUAUCUUCAGUUACGUGGGUUGCAAAUGUUCAAUUUCAGCAUAUUUUAGGGGAGUAGUAAAAAACAUGAAUUGUCCUUUGACUUCCUACCAAUGUCUGAACUCUCAUAAAGCACUCUUCUUUUCAUAUGUGACUUGAUUCUAUAGUUUGCUUAUAAGUGAUCAUUUGUUUCUUAGAAACGAUCUCACAACCAUGGUAAUAAUAGAUGUGGACUCAGAAGAUCAGUAAGAAAAUUACCUGGAAUGGAUGUUUUUCUUGCAAUUAAGACAGGCAUUUGCAGAUGUCGUCUUCUAAGCAGUAGUUGGAAAGAGCUCAGUUACAGUAUAACACCUCACAGCUAAAAACCUUUGUUCAACACAAACUUCAGUCACACCUCCUGACCAGACGUCUCCAAAGGAAUGUGAUUUUAAAAGUAUUAAAAAAAAAAAGAAUUUCAAAUAUCAUAGCAACCAGAUCUUCCCAUAUUAUUGACAAGCAGGACUUGAUAGGUGGUGGUUUGAACAUUAUGAAUGUGAACAAAGUGUAAGAUCAGUUGGAAGCUCUUUUUUCUCCUUUCAUUAAAUAGAAGAGUGGUGACUUUGCUUUCUCUUUCUGACUGCUUACCCUGUUUUAAAUGUACUCUUAAACUCUGAUUUCAAAAGGAUCUCUUGAAUUUACAUGUUAGCUAUGGGUGUUUUGUUAUGUUCUUUUUUUGCACUGUGACUCGGUGUGCUUCAGGUUUCUAGUAAGAAGUGGGGAUCUGCGUUUUUGGAAUUCUAAGGUGGCAUCUGACUUUGCUUUCAGCACAGGCUGAGGGCUACUGCCUGCCAGUGCCAGCGGCUCACGUCACUGAUGGCACUUUGCGUGUGAGUCUCACUCUGUGAGCCACCCUGCUUUGCUUAUUUGCAUUGAGAAAUGCAUCUAGUUUUGUGACCCUUCCAAGAGCAAAAGAACAGACAUAGGGGAUCAGACUUCAAAAGCCGCACAUAGGCCAAGGACUGCUGCCCUCCUCCAAGACAGGCUUUCAGCAGUUGCCUUACAAGUGCUCCGUGGAACAGCCAGUGUGUUAAUGUGAGCAGCACAGCCCAGGGGCACAGUUCCUCUUAGGCUUACGUACUUACCUUCUGCAUUUGCUAGCUUACGUGAUGAUAAAGCAGUCUUUUCUAAAAGGCAUUGCAGGGUUUCAGUUGAGAGAAACCUUGAUCUGCUCUUAAUAACUGGAAAAUGUAUUUGUGUUUUGUGAGUUUUCCUGUCUUUCUCUAAGCUCAGGUCAUGGCUGUGGGAAGCUGGAGAAAAUGGGCUUAUGACUCUGAAGAGCAGAGGACACGGGACUUUUAAGAGGGCUUGAAUCAGAAUUUGAGGGCAAAUUCAACACUAGGGAAAUUCAGGGACCAGUUCCAGCCUACUACAGUACUCUUUUGCACAACAGGAUGGACCCUAAAGGUCCCUCCUAGAGCUCUGCACUUGGAAUGGUGCUGCUGAUGGAAGAACCCCAUCGUGUGGCAAUUGGAUCAGCCGAGUUGUGUUGUUUUUGUUUCGUUUUAAGGCAGCUUGUAUGAGGGCUUCAACUGUCCCCAUCUUGGGAACCGGGCGUGCCCUUUUCUUCAGCACCGCCAUUCUGUCUGUCUGCAGCACAGAUAUGUUUGGGAAAGCUGGAGGCAGGAAGGGCCAUGUCAGUCUUCAUCACAGUGGGCCAGGAGAGAGAAUGAGCUGACGAUCUAUUUUAACCUCAAGAAUAAGAGUGUAUAUUUUUUCACUGCAGGUACAUUGAACAGUAAAAUGAGUAACAGCAGAGUAUAUAUUUGAUGCCUUCUUUCUCUUUCAUGAUAAUGUGCUAACAAGUUGUGUUAAUGUUUUACUUAGCCAGAAUUUUAUUCAUUUGCUAGGCUUUGGAAACAUUAUGUAUAUUGGUCUUAAAGAAAUAAGCAUAGGGUAACCUAUAUUUGGAUUGUGACUUGUAGACUCAAACUAACCUUACUGCCUCUCUUUCACACUUGUUGAAAAGUCUGUGAAGAACAUAGUAGGUGAAAAAUCUCCAACUUUGGAAAAUGUACAUGAUGUGAAACUGGAGAGCUAUGUUAAAAAUAAAUGUAUGAUAACUAAAUGUUU